UUAGUCAGCAGCGGGCAACGACCGAGAGGAACAACGGACCCACCGACCGCUGUCCUCACUCCUCUCUCUCAGCUCACUCCGCUCACAGGCCAUCCUUUCCACCUCGAUUCCGGCGAGCCCUGGUUGCCGUCCGCUGCCGGCACCACCUUUGGAUGGCGGCGGUCCCCUUCCCACUCUUUCUCAUACUCUGAGCGACCCACUUUCCUGCCUUCGGUCCUCGAAUCACCACCGCUGCAGCCAUGGGGAUCCCGCUCCUCCGAGCCUUCCCGGUGGACGACGACGCGGACUCCCGCUUGGACCAGUGGCCGUCCAUAGAGCAGAUCCACCUCUGGAUGGAGUUGAUGUGGAUCCGGCGGCAGUUCUCCCGCCAAAGCAGAGGCAUGGAGAUGCAAGAUCAGCAGGUCUUGGUGUCGGAUCAGCAGGCGCUGAACGCUUUCGAGGAUGAGCUGCCCAUCCAACUUGGCCGAACUGCAGUCGACGGAGCAGAUCAACCUGUUGAUGAGGAUCCGGUGGCAGCUGUCGCACCCCAGCAGCAGGCAGGUCAGUCUCGAUUCCGUCCUGUGCAUCCAUCCCAUUUAUGACCUGAACAUUAUCAAGUUCAUUUCAUGAGGUGCGUGUUUCGGAUAAGGAUCAGGUUUAAAUCAUUUACUAUUUGUUUUUCCCUGUUGCUGUGUCAAUUUUACAUUGCGUUUAGUUUUAUGUUGGUCGGAAUAUGCUUUUAGUGAGAUUCUUUCAGCAUCUGAUUUGUGGUUUCAAAGGUUAAUUUAGAUUGUACUGAAUAUUGGGAGUGACGAUUCAGUCAAUUGGACAUGAUUAAAUUGAUGUUCGUGUGCUUGAA
This is a messenger RNA of Lolium perenne, 838 nucleotides long. RefSeq lists its product as uncharacterized. NCBI's taxonomy places the organism in Eukaryota, Viridiplantae, Streptophyta, Magnoliopsida, Poales, Poaceae. The record is from RefSeq and is a predicted model, not a curated record.